This is a messenger RNA of Papaver somniferum (opium poppy), 546 nucleotides long. RefSeq lists its product as uncharacterized. Bases 1 to 546 code for a protein of 181 amino acids. The transcript has 2 exons. Lineage: Eukaryota; Viridiplantae; Streptophyta; Magnoliopsida; Ranunculales; Papaveraceae. The record is from RefSeq and is a predicted model, not a curated record.
AUGGAAAAAUAUGCUACACCUGAAGAUGUUGCAAUCACCAAAGCUGGGAUAAGCAUUACACUUGAUGGUGUUGCCGGAGUUGAUCAAAAAUCAAACCAGUUUUGGGAGCGGGUAUUUGAUACCUAUGUAAGAAGCUUGGGGAAUAAGUAUGAUAGGAGUGUUCAUAAGUUGCAAAAUAGAUUUGGUACCUUGAAAAAAUAUGUCAAAAAGUGGGUUGGUAUCUUAAGAAAUUUGCAUAGAAACAAUGCAAGCGGAUGCAGAAUUGAUGAUCUUGAGAGAAAAGCUAGAUUGGAAUAUAGUAAGGUUAGCAAGGGAAAACCUUUUGGAAAUGAAGAGGUGUACCGACUUUUCAAAGCCCAUGUUCCCGGAUUCAAUCCCGAAGAAUUUGAUCCUACCCAAAAUGAGGAAGAUGAAUCGGAGGCUCCUAGUGUUAAUGCUUCAACAAGUAGUGCUCCGACAAGAAGCGACCCAAGAUGGCUUGAAGAGGAUGGACCUCGUCGACCAACGGGAAAAAGGGCUCAACAAAGGGAAGCUUCGGAUCUAUAG